GGGACGCUCGGUCGUCCUGACCUCACACAGUAUGGAGGAGUGUGAAGCGCUCUGCACUCGCAUGGCCAUCAUGGUGAACGGCAGGUUCCGCUGCCUGGGCAGUGUGCAGCACUUAAAGAACAAGUUCGGUGACGGGUACACCAUCAUCCUGCGGGUGGCAGGGGCCGAUCCGCAGCUGGAGCCGGUGAUGGAGUUCAUCGAGCAGGAGCUGCCAGGAAGCACGCUAAAGGAGAAGCACAGGAACAUGCUGCAGUACCAGCUGCCCUCGUCGCUGACAUCCCUCUCCCGUAUCUUCAGCCUCCUCUCCAAGAACAAAGAGCAGCUCCACAUCGAGGACUACUCCGUCUCACAGACCACUUUAGACCAAGUAAGAGAGUUUGUAGGGAAAUUCAGUGCCACAGUUUGCAAUACAUGAAUUGCUGAGGUCAGAAAACACACAAAUGUGGCAAAAA
Sinocyclocheilus anshuiensis is the source of this 452-nucleotide messenger RNA. Its product is annotated as ATP-binding cassette sub-family A member 1-like. Lineage: Eukaryota; Metazoa; Chordata; Actinopteri; Cypriniformes; Cyprinidae. Gene Ontology annotation, molecular function: phosphatidylserine floppase activity; ABC-type transporter activity; phosphatidylcholine floppase activity. Gene Ontology annotation, cellular component: intracellular membrane-bounded organelle; membrane. Gene Ontology annotation, biological process: transmembrane transport; phospholipid efflux. The transcript has 3 exons. Bases 32 to 415 code for a protein of 127 amino acids. The record is from RefSeq and is a predicted model, not a curated record.